Molecule: messenger RNA, 1509 nt
Organism: Didymodactylos carnosus
Lineage: Eukaryota; Metazoa; Rotifera; Eurotatoria; Philodinida; Philodinidae
Source: the annotation of a GenBank genome assembly
UUCGCGAAGAUAUAUUUUGACGUACAACUCUGAUAGAGAGGUGCGAUACGUGCUUCAAACGAAAAAGAUGAAAUUUAAUCAGAGAAACAAUUGAUAUCAGACAAUUGAUGUCUUUUUAGCAGCACUGUCGUUCAAUAAAAAAGAAUUCUUUUUUUUUAUUCAGUCAGGGAAGGGAAAAAACAAAACAAAAUCUCAAGGGAAACCUGGCUCUCUUGGAUCCAUUGGAUAUGCGCUUGAUCAAAUGGGAAAAUACAAUAUCUCGGUUUUUCUGGGAGUCGUAGAUUAAAAUCUUAAGUGUUUCGAAAAACAUCCCUCAGAAAUUGGAUAAAAUGCUUUAAUUUUUUGGUUAAAAAACUUUGUCUGAUUGGCAAUAACUGCUUUUUUUCUGUAGCCGAAGUUUUACUAAAAAUGUUUGGAAAUCCAUGGAAAAAGUUUCGAGUUUUAGAAUUAAAUUGAAGAGUAAUCUGGACAGCAUAAGUCACGAAAACUGUUGAGAAAAUUCUGGCGUUUGGAUCAGCUAGUUUCACUCAUGCCGAAUAUCGUGAAGCUAUUUCAUUCGUGUGGGUCUCUUCUUCUUGAGAACCCGUUACAUUUUCUUUUAGAAGAAGUGAGAACAUUAAUUUCUUUCCUUAUUUGUAUAUCUAAAAACAGACCAAUUUAUUCAGAUGGCGUGACAAAUAACUCAAAUAGGUUUUUUCCAAACAAUUUCAAUAACUUUAAUCAACAACAAGAUAUAGCUCUUAAUGUGUUUCGAUUCACUUAGUUCUCUAUCUCCAGGUAAAAUUAGUAACCAGAGAUGGACAACAAAUUUAUGAAUGCUAAUUAUGUUCGAGUGUUGGAGAGUGACUGCUGACUGAGUAAUUUUUUGAAGCCUGACAUUUUUUUAGUUGCUCACUAUCUCGAAAAAAGAAAAGAAAUCAAAGAAUAUCUGUUUCUUUGACUUCAGGAGAGUUAAACACAUGAGAAUGUUGUCGAAACUAUGAAUUAAAGCGUUCAAGUUGUACGAUUUUUUCUUUCAUAAAGAUAAGACAUUGUUUUCUGUAGAAUUAUCUAUAGUCAAAGUUGAGGAGCCGAAAAUUUCCAUUGGGCUCAGUUUUCUACCUUAAUCAUCAUCUCUCUGUUAUCUAACACCUAUUUCAAUUUUUUUGUGUUUAUAUAUUUAGAAUGCACAAAUGAAGAACAAUCAUCAUCAACUAUACUAAAAAAUUUAACAAAUUUGCUAUCGGAUAAAGGAACAGCACCUUCAUCAUCAACAAUACCAGAUUGUUGUUCACCAUUAUCAUUGAAACAUAAUCAAGAAUUUCUUGAAACUGUACAACAACAAGAUAUGCAUAACAAUUUUAGUGAUCAAGAAUCAGUUAAACAAUCAAAUAGUAAUGAGACUGAGGAUGAUGAUGGCAACGAUGAAAAUAACGAUGAUUAUUCAAAUCAGACAGACAAUCAAAUCGUAGAUAAACUUGUUCAACAUCAAACAUCGCCAACACAAAGAACUGAAUUAUCACCACAACG